AUGGGCAUUGAGGCUAUUCACGAUGCCUACGAUACGAUCCUUAUCUUGGAUUUUGGCUCUCAGUACAGUCACCUCAUCACAAGACGAUGUCGCGAGUUAAAUGUAUAUGCUGAGCUCUUGGCCUGCACUCAGAAAAUAAGAGAUCUGAAAUGGAAGCCCAAAGGCAUAAUCUUAUCCGGUUCUCCAUAUUCUGUCUAUGAUGAAGAUGCUCCACACGUCGAUCCUGAAAUUUUCCAUAUGGGUGUGCCUGUAUUAGGGAUAUGCUAUGGGCUACAGGAAAUUUCAUGGAAUUUGGGAGGGAAGGUCACUAAACCCGAUCACCGAGAAUACGGGUUCGCAGAGGUAGAGGUCAUAGAGGGAUCGAACUCUUCUUCGAAUCUUCUCUUUAAUGGCUUAGGCAAGACUAUGCAGGUUUGGAUGUCUCACGGGGACCAGUUGUCCCAGAUACCUCCUGAGUUUGAGAUCAUAGGGAAAACAAACAAUGCGCCGUUUGCUGCUAUCGCUCACAACUCCAAGCCAAUUUAUGGAAUUCAAUUUCACCCAGAGGUGACACACUCACCCCGAGGAAAGGAAGUCAUCGCCCGGUUCGUGCUUGACGUAGCGGAAUGCAAGGCAAAUUGGACGAUGGAAACAUUCAUUGGUAAAGAAAUCGCAAGGAUUCGAGAGAUCUGUGGCGAGAAAGGGCAAGUGAUUGGAGCCGUCAGUGGAGGAGUUGACAGUUCCGUCGCUGCAAAAUUGAUGCAUGAAGCUAUUGGGGAUAGGUUUCACGCAGUUCUCGUUGACAACGGGGUACUGCGCGAAAAUGAGGCAGCGGAAGUUAAAAGGAUGUUGUCCAAUGAUUUGGGGGUCAAUCUUACGGUCGUUGACGCCUCCGAACGGUUCCUGGCCAAGCUCAAUGACGUUGAAGACCCCGAGAAGAAGCGCAAAAUUAUUGGUAAUACAUUCAUAGAGGUAUUCCAAGAAGAAGCAGCUAGGAUUGAAGAAGAAGCUGAACGGGAUCUGAAGCUCAGUGGAGGGAAGAAGGGGAGAAUAGAAUGGUUGUUGCAAGGCACCCUCUAUCCAGAUGUCAUUGAGAGUGUCAGUUUUAAAGGGCCAAGCGCAACAAUCAAGACACAUCACAACGUCGGUGGCUUGCUGGAUAACAUGCGCCUUAAACUCAUCGAGCCAUUGCGAGAGCUCUUCAAAGGUGUGUGUACGAGCUCUCGGAAGACUUUUGUCCAUUCCCCGCACCUCGUCAAUCGUCAUCCAUUCCCAGGACCAGGACUCGCGAUUCGUAUUCUUGGUCCCGUCACUCGUGAGCAAGUACGAAUAGCACAGAAAGCGGACACUAUUUAUAUAGAAGAGAUUCGGAAAGCUGGUUUGUAUGACCAAAUCAGCCAAGCAUUCGCGGUCCUCUUACCAGUGAAGGCGGUUGGGGUUAUGGGGGACAAGCGCACAUAUGAGCAGGUUAUUGUCUUGCGCGCGGUCCAGACCGAGGAUUUCAUGACAGCAGACUGGUUUUCCUUCCCUCCCGAUGUACUCCGACGAAUCUCGUCUAGAAUCACGAACGAGGUCGAAGGCGUAAAUCGGGUGACCUAUGACAUCUCGUCUAAGCCACCGGGUACCGUAGAGUGGCUUUGAUCCGGGGGCGGUUUAUAUUUGGUCUACUGCGCAUCAACUUGGAUUGAAUGGCGCUUCACUGUAGGAUUUAUGGCAUAGAAGGUAGAUAUUAGAAUGAGGCCGCUGACUAGACUUUGACCAAUGAUGAAAUGUGUGGAGUGCUUUGAAAUCGUUCUGAUCCGAUCCAGAUCCUAUGCACGGGGCAUACGCAAUACUAGACUUGGGAACCAAUCAAGCCACCAAGGGGGCCCAAAGCCUGAACGUGUCGGGCGGCCCGAAAGCAAGCCGGUAUGAUGAAGAGGUCGUCGGCGCGCGCGUACGUGCUUCGACGCCAAACCUCAUCACCUUUGCCGCUCGGCUCGAAACGAAAAUGAGGAGAUAUGACGGGGAACCUACAGCUCCAGUCUCAGGGGGGAACGGCGUGGCUCAAGGGGCGACCUGACACUACCGCGCAUCGUACUUCAG
Molecule: messenger RNA, 2064 nt
Organism: Cantharellus anzutake
Lineage: Eukaryota; Fungi; Basidiomycota; Agaricomycetes; Cantharellales; Hydnaceae
Product: GMP synthase
Exons: 11
Coding region: 1-1620 (539 amino acids)
Biological process (GO): GMP biosynthetic process
Cellular component (GO): cytosol
Molecular function (GO): GMP synthase activity; GMP synthase (glutamine-hydrolyzing) activity; ATP binding
Source: RefSeq, a predicted model, not a curated record